ACGAAAAGCUUUGCCUGACUAGUGGAACGACAACACCAAACGUUAUCAGACCCUACCGUAGCUUUAACGCCGUUUAUUUCCUGAGACGUUUCUGAAAAGCUUAACUUUUAUAAUAAAGUAAGCUAUAAGACAAAAGCAGAUUUAUAAUUGACAACGUCGAGCAAGCUUUCCCGUGGUCCACUGUUCUUAAAGUGACACUGGACUGUUUACAAAACCGUCGACAGCUUUCGAGGCAGCUGCUAAGCCCCACAAACUCUCGGGACAAUGGCAGUGUCGCUGCACCGCCACCAUGCGGUGGUUGUCUGCCUGCUCUUGUGCUGCCUGACCCGCGGGCUAUCCUCCCCGGACCCGCGGCAGAGAGAGGCCCUCAUACAGCUGGAGCUCUCCAUGCAGACAGGGGGGCAGGUGGUGCUGACUGAUGCUGAGAAGCAGCUGGACGCCCUUAUGUUUAAAAUGAAGCAGGAGGAGUUCUCGAGAGCAGACUUUCCUCCCGCCAUGCACUUCUUCAGGGCCAGGGACAUCAUCAGCACCAGUCCCAUCUUCAAGCUGCUGCAGGAAAUGCCUAAAGGGGGAGCUCUCCAUGUCCAUGACUUUGCCAUGGUAGAAGUGGAGUGGCUGGUAAAGAACGUGACCUAUCGGCCUCACUGCUACAUGUGCUUCACUGACAACCAGUCCAUCAGAUUCAUCUUCUCAGCCCAGCCGCCCAAAACUCUGCCCCACUGCUCUCCCUGGACUCUGCUGGAAAACCUCCGGGCCAAGAUGGUGAACUCCACGGAGUUCGACAACAGCCUCAUGGCCAACAUGACGCUCUUCACUGAUCAGGAUCCAGAAUCGGUGUACCCCAGUCAGGAUGUGAUUUGGGGAAAGUUUGAACAGUGCUUCCUUGCUCUGUGGGGUCUGGUCACAUACGCUCCUGUGUUCAGAGACUAUUACUACCAAGGUCUCGCCCAGUUCUACACGGACAACGUCAUGUACAUGGAAGUGCGAGCUCUACUCCCAGAGAUAUACGAGUUAGACGGCAGCACUCAUGACACAGCGUGGACUCUGAAGACCUACCAGGACAUCACCCGACAGUUCACAGCAGAAUACCCGGAGUUCUUUGGAGUGAGAGUCAUCUUCACAAUCCAUAGAGGAGUAAAUGCAUCCAAGAUGGCCAGAGCUGUGGAGGAGGCGAUGAAGCUACAGAGAGACUUCCCAGAUAUCAUGGCUGGCUUUGACCUGGUGGGCCGUGAGGACAGCGGCAGACCCCUAUGGUACUUCAGAGAUGCUUUGUCACUGCCGGCAGAGAGAGGGGUGACGCUGCCUUACUUUUUUCAUGCGGGGGAAACGGAUCUGGAGGGCACAGAGGUGGACCAGAACUUGUUGGACGCUCUAUUGUUGAACACAUCCAGAAUCGGCCACGGUUUUGCUCUGCUCCGCCACCCCGUGGCCAAAGAUCUGUCUAGGAAGAGGGGGGUAGCUGUGGAAGUCUGCCCCAUCUCCAACCAGGUGAUGAAGCUGGUGAAAGAUUUGCGAAACCACCCUGCAGCUACUCUGAUGUCAGAGAACCACCCUCUGGUGAUCAGCUCCGAUGAUCCGGGCAUGUUCGGCUCCUCCGGACUCUCUUAUGACUUCUAUGAAGCUUUUGUGGGCUUCGGUGGGAUGAGAUCCAAUUUAGGCUCCCUCAAAGAGCUGGCCAUAAACUCUAUUCGGUACAGCUCUUUGAAUCCAAAGCAACAGGAGAAAGCCCUGGCUCUGUGGCAGAGAAGAUGGGAUAACUUUGUCUCUGAAAAUGCAUUUUAAAAAUACAUUUUUAUACUGUAUAUAUAUUGUUAAGGAAUUUGGGGCAUUGAAAAUCGAACAGUGCUUUAAUGGUUAGCAAGUUUGUGGUGGCAACAAAUAAGGGACAUCCGAGUUAGUUUGGGUUCUGUUUUGUUCAUUUUCACACAAUUGGGAUAUUACAGAGGAAAAUCUCUGGGAUAAAAGAGGAAAUGAAGGACCACUGAAUAUGACACUGACUUUUCCCUCUAUGACAAGAUGCAUCUGCUGUGAAACUGACAUGAGUUAUUUAGUAAAACAUUUAGGGUAAUUACUAGAACCAUACAUGUCCAAUAGCUUGAAUCAAACGCGUUUUUAAAUGUCUAAAGGGUUUUAAUGUAUUUGCACUUUAAGAGUCAGGUUAGCCAUGUGUGUAAGCGUACAUUCAUGGAGAUCAUUGUUAACCUAAUGUUGUUUGAUGUCUCUGUAGUGUGCUAGUGUUUUGUAAGAGUGUAGCCUGUUGAAUGCUGAGGGCUUUGAUAAACACUGUUCCUGAAAGAGAGUCUAAUUUAAACUUGAAUGUCAUUUUCAGCUGACCUUAUUUUACCCAUAAAGAACCUCAUUGAAAACUAAAA
Messenger RNA from Eleginops maclovinus (Patagonian blennie), 2372 nucleotides. RefSeq names its product adenosine deaminase 2-A-like. Lineage: Eukaryota; Metazoa; Chordata; Actinopteri; Perciformes; Eleginopidae. The coding region runs from base 265 to 1782 and encodes 505 amino acids. Gene Ontology annotation, biological process: inosine biosynthetic process; adenosine catabolic process. Gene Ontology annotation, molecular function: adenosine deaminase activity. The transcript has 10 exons. The record is from RefSeq and is a predicted model, not a curated record.